Molecule: messenger RNA, 2196 nt
Organism: Hippocampus comes (tiger tail seahorse)
Lineage: Eukaryota; Metazoa; Chordata; Actinopteri; Syngnathiformes; Syngnathidae
Gene: bcam
Product: basal cell adhesion molecule (Lutheran blood group)
Exons: 17
Coding region: 281-2134 (617 amino acids)
Biological process (GO): cell-cell adhesion
Cellular component (GO): cell-cell junction; plasma membrane
Molecular function (GO): cell adhesion molecule binding
Source: RefSeq, a predicted model, not a curated record
GGGGGUACCUUUUGUGCAGAUAUAUCGAGAGGAGUACCACCCGCUUCAGAUUACUGCGUGCGUGUACGAGAGAGAGAGAGAGAGAGAGAGAGAGAGAGAGAGAGAGAGAGAGAGAGAGCGAGCUUUCCAGUUCCAAAAAGACGACCCAAGCCUCACAACAGCUACUUGCUUGCCUGCUUGAUUGCUUUCUUGAACCAACACAACCAAAAGCGCAGAAAGUUUUUUCAUCCCCCUUCCAAAAAAAACAACAAAGAAAGAAAGAAAAGAAAACGCUGUCAUCAUGGACGGGAUAAAGUUCGGACACGCGUGGCUUGUGUGCACCUUGCUACUCUGCGUAUUGCAACUGUGCCGAGCGUUGGUGACGGUCAACGUGCCUCCGGAAGUGGAGGUGUUGAAGGACGAGACUGCCAAGCUGCCCUGCACGUACACCGCGUCGCCGUCGUCCGACAACACCAUCGUGGAGUGGCACGUCGAGGUUCAGGGAAACAGGAAGCGCGUGGCUUACCUCACGCAGGGCGGCGAGGCCAAAAGCGACAAGGACGCGCCCCUGAACGGCCGCGUCAGCAUCAGCGAGGACAACACCUUAACCAUCGCGUCGGUCCAACCCUCCGAUGGACUCGUCUUCUUCUGCUCAGUCACCGCCGGACCUGCUGGCAAUGGACAAGCCUCCACUAUGAUCAAAGUUUUUUUUGCUCCAGAGAAGCCCACCCUCACACAAGCGUCAAGCCAAGCCAUUUCUGUGGGACAGCCUGACAGCUCCGAGAUUGGUAGCUGCGUGACAAUGAAUGGGCACCCGCAGCCAAGGAUCAUCUGGUUUAAAGAUGGCCAGCCCCUUGCGGAGGUCAAGGACAAGAAAGAAAAGACCUACAUGGUUCCGUCGCUGGUGAAGGAGGCAUCGGGCCUGUACACCGUCAGAAGCACCCUCUACAUGCAGCCCGUCAAGGCCGACAAGGACUCGGUGUUCGAGUGCACGGUGGAGUACAGCAUGCCGGGGGAGCAGAUCAAGCAGAAGAAGUCCGACACGAUCAACCUCAACCUCAACUACCCCUCGGAGACGGCGACGUUUACGCUUGUCAACCCUGGCGCCGUCAAAGAGGGCGACAACGUCACCAUGAAGUGCGAGACAGAUGGAAACCCUCAGCCCGAGUUUGAAUUCACCAAAGACGACAAGGUCGUCUUGGGCCAGGACGGCCUCCUGACCUUGAAAUCCGCCAAGCGCACCGAUGCCGGCGUGUACACGUGCAAGGCCAUCGACUUCGACAACCUCGACGCUGACCUGACGGGCGAGAUCACCCUCAGCGUGCACUACAUUGAUCCGAUGAGUGUGACUCCGGCGAAGCCUCAGGUUGUCAUGCUUGGAGACAGCGUGGAGUGGCAGUGUAAGACCAAAGCCUCUGCCCCGCAUACAGUGCAGUGGAAAAAGGGUUCCGAGGUUCUCUCUCAGGACGGGACCCUCUCGAUAACGGCCGACUCGUACGAGAAAGACGGAGAGUACAGGUGCGUCGGGGCCGUGCCGUCCGUGCCGGGACUGAUGGACCAGGCUAGCGCCACCCUCACCAUUAAAGGAAAGCCCGUGAUCGAAACGCUGGUCGGCGGGGAGGUGUCCAACGAAGGGGAUGCGAUAUCCCUCAAAUGCUCCGCCUACGGCUCCCCCGUCCCGCAGUUCACCUGGAAGCCCUCGGGAAAAGAGUCCGUGACGGUGGAGGGCAACAAGGUGGUGAGCACCGUCGUCCUGGCAGCCAGCGCCGCCGUCGUGAAGGACGGCGUGACCUGCGAGGUGGCCAAUGAGUAUGGCACCGAUAGCAAGACCUUCAGCGUGUCUCUCAAAAGAGCUAUUCAAAACUCCGCAGACAGAGUGCUGCUCUCUGGAAACCCUGUGCUUAAGUCAGCUGAUCAGCAGCAGGGCGGUUCCAGCGGGGUGGUGAUAGCCGUGGUGGUGUGCGUGCUGCUGCUCCUGCUGUUGGUGGCUCUCAUCUACUUCCUCAACAAGAAGAGUAAGCUGCCCUGCGCCAAGAAAGACAAGAAAGAAGUGGCGGACGCAGAAGUGAACAAUGACAUUGUAGUGGAAAUGAAGACAGACAAGGCCAACGAAGAAGCCGGUCUCCUUCACAAGAGACCGCCUGCAGAACAGUGAUGAACGAAGAGCGGCAGAGGGACCAAGGGAAGAAGCUUGACAGUUAUGAAGAAAAAAAAAAA